AUGACCAAAGAACGACUGCGAGAAAAAGAGGCCAGUUCCAGACUGCUGUCCAGCCAGGAUGACGUAAAGAAGAACGUCCGACAACUGGAGGAAGAGAACCUGGAGUUGCGUAGACACCUCCAACGCCUACAGGCACAAAUAAUUCUCCAGGAUGAGGCACACAUGAAUCAACUGGAGGAGGUGAGCAAGCGCAAGAACGCAAAGAUUGAGGCAGAAUUGGAGAAGAAGUGCAACGCUCUUAUGCAUUCUGAGAAGGUGCUGCAAGCCAAGGAACGCAGCCACCGGCAGCGAAUAAAGGGCCUAGAAGAACAGGUGGGUCUUAUGGUUGUUUAA
Molecule: messenger RNA, 333 nt
Organism: Dibothriocephalus latus
Lineage: Eukaryota; Metazoa; Platyhelminthes; Cestoda; Diphyllobothriidea; Diphyllobothriidae
Source: the annotation of a GenBank genome assembly